CUUGACAAGUGGCCUAUUAAAGUUUGGAUCCCUUACGCCCCUAUUCUAACACAUCUGUUUAUCAAAGAGGGUAUCUCCCUUGAGAAUCUGCCCUCACACAUAACUCACAAAAAACUUGACACAAAAGGCCUCCUAAAUUUAGGUAUCAAUAUCCACAAUUCCAAGCUAAGUUUCAAAGAGAGCAUUACUCCCGUUCCCCCGGCCAAACCCCCUAAACCGAAGCCUGUUCCUGCUGCCUCUUCAGACACUAUUCAUUUUGUUAUGAUGGUAAAAGAUCAACUUCAUCUCAUUGAGUUGUAGAAUAGUGGUAGAGUUUUUGGCAAGGAAAAUGAGAAAAGUCAACAGGUCGGGUCUGAUUUGAAAACCG
This is a messenger RNA of Cuscuta epithymum, 367 nucleotides long. Lineage: Eukaryota; Viridiplantae; Streptophyta; Magnoliopsida; Solanales; Convolvulaceae. The record is from the annotation of a GenBank genome assembly.